Molecule: messenger RNA, 867 nt
Organism: Mauremys reevesii (Reeves's turtle)
Lineage: Eukaryota; Metazoa; Chordata; Testudines; Geoemydidae
Product: ras-related protein Rab-17-like
Cellular component (GO): endosome
Molecular function (GO): GTP binding; GTPase activity
Source: RefSeq, a predicted model, not a curated record
UCAAUGCCUUUUGAACAGGGUUCUCUCUUCUUUGCAGAAUAUGGCCCCGAGAAGAACGCAGCAGGUGGGGGCGGGGCCGUCCACGGAGCAAGCCUACAUCUCCAAGGUGGUUCUGCUGGGGAGCGCGGCCGUGGGAAAGUCAAGCACAGCCUUCCGCCGUGUGAAAAACGACGUCAGGGAAUCCGUGCCCACUGUGGGAUGUUCUUUCUUCACCCAGCUGGGAUGUUUAGAGACUGCCACGAUCAAGCUUGAGAUCUGGGACACUGCAGGACAGGAGAAGUACCGGGUUUGCCAUCUUUAUUACAGGGGGGCGAGUGCUGCCCUUCUUGUAUUUGACAUAGCCAGAAAGGCAACUUUUGCGAGAGCAAAGCUAUGGUUGAGGGAAUUAGAGAAGGAAUUUCUUCCCGAUGAGCUCGUGAUUGUUUUAGUCGGCAAUAAGAUAGAUCUUGCUGCUCAGCGGGAAUUCACCUUUGAGGAGGCGGAGGAGUUUGCAAAGAGUGAAAGCUUAAUCUACAUGGAAACAUCGGCAAAAUCCAACCACCAAGUGACCGAGGUGCUUAUGGCCAUAGCUCCCGAGUUAUUGAAAUAGGAACAACAGAAGGAACCAGCCCCUCAGCCUCAGCCCUGGAAGAAGUCACGCGUGGACCUGCGAGAGCCAAGCAAUCACACUAAGAAGUGUUGCAUGAACUAAAGGAAAUGGCAGACUGACCUAAGUGUUCGAUUGAAGAACUGUACGAGAGGAGAUAUUGCCCAAUGCAAGGAACCUGAAAAGCGCUGCAAGUCUCCUCUCGCUUGUGUUUGCUCAGUGUUAUCAUUAUACAAGAAUACAGUGCAAAGUAGCUUCACAAAUAAAAACAGCAAAAAGGA